Molecule: messenger RNA, 895 nt
Organism: Drosophila suzukii
Lineage: Eukaryota; Metazoa; Arthropoda; Insecta; Diptera; Drosophilidae
Source: RefSeq, a predicted model, not a curated record
AAUACACAGACGGUAAGGUUUUGAAUUUAUGCAUCUUGUUAACCCACAUGAGAUUAUACAAACUGUAUUUUUACAAAGGAUUCCCUGCAAAAGACUGAUGAAAGGUUUAGAGACUUACUAAGGGAGAUUAAUUCGACAUACCAUAAUAGACCCCUUAACACAGCAAACAAUAAGGAAUUUGAGAAAUAUUUCCGAAAAGUUGUAUCUGCCUUAAAUUUAUCCAUUUAUGACCUAGGUACUAAAAUUGAUAUCUAUACAGAUUUCACAGUUUACAAUCAAAUUAGAUUAGAACUUGAAAGAGAAAUGUUCAAAAGAAACAAGUUGCGGAGAGACUACUUAAGUAUAAAAAUCUGUUACCAAAGUGUCGAACGUUUUUUUCAAAUCAACUAAUCCAACUGAAGGCAAGCUUCACUAAAUCGAACAUGAUGAAAAUGGAAAUACUACAUGAUCCUAGUCCAGAGUGUGAAAACGUUGAGCUAGAAAAGAUUUUCGUUCCCCCAACUCCAACUCCGAAACCGAUAAAUUAUGAUCAAGAGCUUCAUGAUAUUUUGCAAAAAUAUAAGAAGCGUCCUUGGGGAAGUAAAAAAUAUGUAGAGUUCGACGUACAAAUAUGGAAAGUGUUCAUGGCCACCAACAACGUAAGCAAACGUAAUAAAAUGGAGGCAGUGGACGCCUUUUUGGCAUAUGACGAUGAUCGUGACAAACUGGAUAAGGCCUUGGCAAAUAGAAUUGGAAAAUUUAAAAAACGCAUUGGAACUGAAACACAUUCAGCUUGCAAAUCUGACCUAAUAAAAUUAAACAAGAAACUAGCUCAAGCAAUGUUCAAUACCAUUCAGGAAAAACAUACUACCCUAGUCGCCACAAACUAUGUACAAUCUUGUCUCUAAAAUCAAAG